Cydia fagiglandana is the source of this 5918-nucleotide messenger RNA. RefSeq names its product PR domain zinc finger protein 5-like. Lineage: Eukaryota; Metazoa; Arthropoda; Insecta; Lepidoptera; Tortricidae. The transcript is spliced from 6 exons. Gene Ontology annotation, cellular component: nucleus. Gene Ontology annotation, molecular function: zinc ion binding; DNA-binding transcription factor activity, RNA polymerase II-specific; RNA polymerase II transcription regulatory region sequence-specific DNA binding. Gene Ontology annotation, biological process: regulation of transcription by RNA polymerase II. The coding region runs from base 180 to 2186 and encodes 668 amino acids. The record is from RefSeq and is a predicted model, not a curated record.
ACAUUUUGGCGUGUAGCGAAGCUUUCGGCAAUGAAUGUAGCGUUUUUACCACAUAAAAUGUAUUUAUAAUAGUUUUUAAGCGAUGCUAAUUAAACACUAUGUAUGGACAUUACAUUAGUGACCACUAUAAACGUCCCUAAGUAGUUUUAAAGUGAAAAUAAGACGGUUAAAAGUUAAAAAUGAGUGUCCAAAAGAGUAACGGGCCCAUUAUAGACCCUGCGUUGUGCAGAUGCUGUCGAGCUAUAAAGAAAUGUAGGGUUCUAACAGCUGAAUAUAACUGGAUGGGCAAGAAGGAAGUUUACGCAGACAUGGUCAUGGAUUGCUAUGGUAUAUUGCUGUCCCAUGUGGACGAUAAUGAAAAAGACUCCGGCGUAUGCGCGACAUGCGUGGUGCGCUUGCGCGAGGCCAUAGCGUUCCGACACCAGGUGCUGCAGUGCGAGGAUCUGUUCCUCCAGGCGAAGCUGGCUCCGCCCGAGGAGGACACUAAUAAUAUUAACUAUGAAAACAAACUAAAAAAGCUAGAGCUAGAAAACAUAGAGCUGAAGACUGAGCCCAAGGACUACAACAGCGACCACAACUCCGUUGGGGACGACCACGACGACGCGCUGCCCACGUAUAGCGAUGAUGAAGACAACAAACCUCUUAAACCAGAGUCCAAGCCUGGAGAUCUGCCGCUCAAAGACUCGGAAGUAAAGAGCGAAGACUCCGAGGACUACAAUGGCAGCUCCAGCGACUCCGACGAGCCAAUCAGAAAGAAGGCUAAGAGAAAGAAGAAGACAAACGGGAAGGAAAAGAAGAAAACGGCUAAGAAGCAGAAAGCAGGUACCUCAGCGAAGAAAGCACCUAAAGUGAUGAAGAAACCGCCGGUAGAAAAGAAAAAUACAUACGACAGGGACCUAGAUUGUAUGUCAGAAGAAAAUCUACUCACUAUAAUAGAGUAUUCGUAUGUGUGCCCGUUCAAGAAUAGGAGGAAUAACUACUACUGCUUCUACUGUAAGGUAUGUUGUACACAUAUGACAGUAGAUUGUAUGUCAGAAGAAAAUCUACUCACUAUAAUAGAGUAUUCGUAUGUGUGCCCGUUCAAGAAUAGGAGGAAUAACUACUACUGCUUCUACUGUAAGGUAUGUUGUACACAUAUGACAGUAGAUUGUAUGUCAGAAGAAAAUCUACUCACUAUAAUAGAGUAUUCAUACGUGUGUUCGUUCAAGAAUAGGAGGAAUAACUACUACUGCUUCUACUGUAAGGACUACUACGCCAAACCAGAGGACCUCCGAGCGCACACCGUCUCCCACGACACCAAACCAUUCCAGCUCCUCAUGGGCUACAAGAAAAUGCCCAAAAUCGACAUCACCCGCAUCGACUGCCGCCUCUGCACCACCAAGAUCGACGAUCUCAACACAUUCAAACAACAUAUAGACCAAAUACACGGGAAAAAGAUAUACUUCGAGGCUCCCGACAAGAUGCUACUCUACAGACUAACGUGGAACGAUCUAGUCUGUGUCAUGUGCAGUGAUGUUUUUGAGGAUUUCAACGCUUUAAACACGCAUAUGGUGGAACAUUUCAGUAAUUACACUUGUGAUAUGUGCGGGAUGUGUUUCUUAGAAAAACCUAGGUUAGACGCCCAUUUGAAGCGGCAUAAAGACGACGAGAGACAUACUUGUGAGGUCUGCGGUAAGGUGUUCAAAAGUAAUCAUUAUAAGGAUAUGCAUGUGGAUAUUGUUCAUAAGAAAAAGGCUAUUAUAAGAUGUCCGCGUUGCGAUGAAUGUUUCAUGUCUUACGCUUUGAAAAAUAAACAUUUAACCGAAGCGCAUGGACAGAAACGUACGUAUCCUUGCAAUUUAUGCGAUAAAAUUUAUAAUAGACAGAAAACUUUAACUGAGCAUCAGCGCAGGAAUCACCAGAAAGUUUUAAAACAUCAGUGUGAGUAUUGUGAUCAAAGAUUCUACCUACCCUCAAGGUUAAAGGAGCAUAUGGCAACGCAUACUGGGGAAAGGAAUUUCCGUUGCGAGUACUGCGAUAAAAGCUAUCCUAGACUUAAAUCUCUGCAGUAUCAUAUACGGACGCAUACGAACGAUCGUCGGUACAGAUGUCAUAUAUGUGGGCAGGCCUUUAUACAGAACGCGAGUUUGAAAUCGCAUAUUAAGAGUCACCAUCCCGAAUGCGAUAUUGAGCAAUGCUAUUUUUAAGGUGACACUUAAAAUGGGCUGCUUUAGUUGUCAACGCUUAGGACAAACGUUUAAUUCUUUAAUAUAUCUACGUUCUUUUUGCAACAAAGAAGUAUAAGUAAAAUAACUAGCAUGGGUUUAUAUGUAUAUGUAAAACAAUGAGAUUCAGUCGCCUGUGGACAUAGCCAAAAUAAAGAGAUCUUAUCUAAAUUUAAAUACACAAACCGGUCUACCGCGAUAUAAUUUCAUUGUUUUUACCUUAAACCUUUUCCAGGCAUAGUACGGUUUAUCGACUACAUACGCGCAAACAGAUUUAAUGUUCAAACUAGAUUGCACUUUCGGGAAAUGUGACUUGUCUUCAAAUGGAUCAUCAAAGCUGGAUUAAUUGAUAAAUAUAUUUGGAUUUUUUUGGAAAACCUUGUGGAGCGGCCUGGAAAAGGCUUAAAUUCCGACGUACGCGGUAUCGCGGUAGACCCGUUUGUGUAAUUAAAUAUGUGUACAAAACGCGAGUUUAAAGUGUCAUAUAUUUUAUCUAUUAACCUGAGUAAUAAAAUCAUUACUUAUCUCCGUGAGGCUCUCUGUGCAUCAUAUUGUAACCAUUCCAAAUUUUGUUUUGAACUUCGUAUUAAAAGAAGGUUCCAAAUUGAAAAAAAUCGAAAAUUGCUAAUUGAAGCCAAGAUGUCAUUGUGCACUCAAGUUAACUAUUGUCUGUAGGAGUGACAACCUUUGUUUAGCGUUUCUUUUAUUUUUUUGCCAUUUUUACAUAUUGUGACCUUUUUUGCCACUUUUAUGUUAUUUGUAUAGUUCGUUUUUUUAGCAUUAGAAAGAACUCCACAGAAGCAAGCAUGCAGUUUCUAUCAGGCUCGUUAAUUGUUAAUAAUUAUUGCAUUAUCUAAUGUAGCAUGGUCAAUACAUAUAAUUUACUUCAAAUGAUUACCGCUAUAUGUGUCGGAUUUGGAACCACAAGCUUUUACUUCUGCGAAGUUCUUUCUAAUGCAAAAAAAAACAAACUAUACUCAGAAUCACAAGCUCUUUCAAUCCUAAUGGUAUAAAAAAAUGUCCCGUGAGUUUUUUUCCUAUUGUGUUACCAAUUCCCGAUAUGCUUUGUAUGGCGGUAACAAAAAGGAAAGAAUGAAAAAUUUGUGGAAAUUUUAGGACACCGUUUUUCUCCUAUAAGGAUGAAAAACAGCUCGCUAUCAUGACUAGAAAUAACACAAAAGUGGCAUAAAAGGUCACAAUAUAUAAAAAUGGCAAAAUAAAAACAAAUGCUUUGUUAUAAAAUCUGUUUAUGGCCCGCAUAUCCAAUCAUGCAAUGUGGUAAUAAAUAUGAACAAUAAUAAUUGUAAUGUAUUAUGCAUUUUCUAUGAUUAGUAAAAUUCGACUGUAUUAUUUUAAUAUUUAUUUCUUAAAUAGUUAUACAUGAUAGAAAGCAUAAAAAAUGUUACCUUAUUUUUUGCUUUUAAAGACUGCUCUAAAUACAUCACAGAACUUAUUUCACUCAUGGAAAGUACUUUACACGUCUUAGUAUUAUUUGUCUAUGCCAUACCAUACCAUACCUACCAUAGACUCUAUGGCAUAGACUAGGAAUCCUCUAGACCGAGUUUAGAGCAAUUAUUUCAUGCAACCGAUGAUGCCAAAAAUGCGGGGGUGCGCGGGACGAGGUGAGCGAAGUCCCGUGCCGUGAUUGGUCCGUUCAAAGACACGGACGUCACACAAAAACACUUUCGACUCGAACAUGGAGUAAAAUUACCGCAUGCGUGGCAGAGGGGGUAGCGCGGCUAUGAUCAGUCUGGAGGAUGUUUUGCCUGUGCUCUAUGGUUUCGUUUCUAACAGAGACGAGUAAAUAGAAAGGACUGUAUAUAGAUUAAUAGUCUGUAUUAUUUACUCGUUUUGAGCCUUUUGUGUUGCUACUUAUUGUAAAUUAAAUUUGAUGUAAUUUUAGAUUAUGUGUUGGUUUUAAGUAUUUUUAGUACUUUUGUUUAUAUUAUGAUAAUAUUGCAAAUAUUCCGCCUCUUAGUUUUCAUGCAAUAAAUGUAAAAAAUAUAUAUCUUCAGGAAAUACGUCAUCUUAAGCCUCCUCCAGACUAUGCGCGUGAAUCGCGGGCGAAGCCGCGAACGCAAGUGUGGCGUCGAUUUCGCAGAUUGUUCACGUCUUCGCGCCUUGUUCUCCGUUUUUUGUCGGUAUUUCGGCCCGCGUCAAAGGAGACGCGAAGCGCGAACUUGCAAGACUCCACAUUACACACUAUUUUGGCUCUUAUGUGGCCAGAUAAAUAUUAAUUAUAUUAUGAUUAUAUUACAUUAAGCAGCUAUAUUUUACGGUUUCACAAGAAAUCAAAAUGGAAAAACAGCUAAAUCACGUAUGAUGCCAUAGAUAACUAACAGUUAAACUCGAUCAGCUGAUGUUUUCCGCCAUCUUGCCGCAAACCAAACUGCGAAAUCGCCGUGAAGUGUGCGAGUGUGGAGUCAUACGUCAACUUCGCGAUAUGUUCGCUCCGCGACGUCGCGCCGCGAUUCACGCACAUAGUCUGGAGGGGGCUUUACUAUAUUUAACCAUAGAUAAAGAAAUUAUAAGACGCGUAAAGUAAUAAAAACGCUUGACAACCUAGCCAGGGCGAAAAUAUACUGGCCCGUCUACUUCAGCCUUAGAGGAUAUAACCAACGGAGACGCCAUGUCUAAAAUUUUCUGUACAAAAUAGUCUGCCGUUUUUUGCGGGGGAGGGGCACAUCAAAUGUAUAGGUCAUGUCAGACAAACGUCAGUCCAUACAUAUGGUUGACAUGUGGUUGACCAUUGGCCGCCUAUUUUCGACAGAGGGGAACGCCUGUUAAUGGCGGCUCCAUUGUUAAUUACUCCGAGACUUCAGCUGUUAUAUGAAUGCUUAAAAUAUUUUACACUAUUUGCGUCUUAUUAGUCCUUGUCUGUGUUGCUUUACCUUUAUUUUAAUUAAUAAUUACAUACGAGUAUUAUUUUAUUUUUACUAAAUACAUUACAUAGUUUUGAAUUAAAAUUACAAAAUGGAAUAUGUCGUAUAAAAAGCAAAUAAAUGUAACGAUUUCCAGGUUUUUAAAGAAUAUAAAGGCUUUUGAUAGUAUUAUUUUAUAAAACUCUGUUAGCGGAAAGAGAUAGUCGUAGAAGGCGGUAGAACAUAAUGUAACCAAUAACGUCAAACUUCUAUAGCCUCCUCCACACUCGUGCGCGAAUCACGGCGCGAAGCCGCGAACGCGAGUGUGGAGUCGAUUUUCGCAGACAGCGAAAUCGAAUCCACACACACAUUCGCGGCUUCGCCCGCGAUUCACGCGCAUAGUCUGGAGGGGGCUUAUGAAAUUAUGACUUUCAAUUGAAAUAACACUUGCACAGUCUGGCCUAUCAAAACCGCUGCCGACUUAGCUUGGUCUUACUCUUCGAUUCUUCUCUUUUGCACAGACUAUAAUUUUACGCUUACUAUUUCCAUUUAUUUUUUAUACCAUCACAAUUUUUACUUAAUGUAUUAUAGUAACGUUAAGUUAUAUUAUAUAUAUUUAUUAUAGGAAGUACCUAUAGACAUACUGAUCUGAGUAUUACAGGGGUCACAAAAUGGCGGACCGCGGUCCGGAUCGGGACCGCCGACCUAUUUUAUAUUUUUGCUUAAUUUGUAAAUUCAAGUAGAAACGGACCGCGAUGGUCAUUUUAUUUUAAGAACCGGACCCCUGAAGAAACUAAUUAGUGGCCCCUGGAGUAUUUUAUACAAAUUAGGGAUAAGCUGGAUAAAAUGUACA